AUGAGUGACGAAGAUGUGACAACCGACGUCGGAGCUAUAGUGGUAGUUCUAGCCGGUAUAGCGGUCGGGUUACGCUUCUACUCGCGGUACUAUACAAAGGCUGGCUUCAAAUGGGAUGACUGGCUUAUACUAGUGGCAUUGGUAGCUACGAUUCUGACCGACGUGUUGGUACUGUACGCGACCAGCGUGAAUCCGGAUGGCGCCGAGGUGGCAUCUAACACAGACCCCAGCUACCAAUACACACCCGCAGAUGUCGAGUUCACCAAACUGAGCUACAUCGGGACAGUGCUCUACUUCACCAUCACUUCUGCGACUAAAGUAUCUAUUCUACUGAUGUAUAACCGGCUGUUUUCUGUCGACGCCUCGUUUCGUCGUCAAGUCAUCAUCGUUGCCGCGGCUGUAGCAGGCUUCUGGAUCGGAUGCACUGUCGCCGAUCUGCUCAAUUGCAUUCCGCUCGAAUGGACAUGGAAUAAUGCGCUUGAUGACCCACGGUACUGCUUCAAUUAUAACGUCUUUUGGCUCACCAGCGGUAUCGUGGAGGCUUGUUUAGAUAUCGUGAUUAUCAUCAUGCCUGUUAGGGUAGUGAUAGGGUUAAGUCUGAAUAAAAGCAAGAAAUUUGCUGUUGCGGGUGUGUUCUUGUUAGGCGUCUUCGCCAUUCUUUCAGGCGUCGUCAAAGUUAUUCUGAGUUAUGUACCUGGAAGCCGCGAGCCGUCGUUUGGUAGGACUGAAGUAUGGACGACAGUGCACUGCUGCACGGGUAUAGUCUGUGCAUGUCUUCCGAUAUGCUGGCCUCUGUUUACCCGGGCUGUGAAACUCAGUCCGAGUAGUUGGCCUGGAGUUUCUUCAAUUCGAAAGCAUUGGUACAGCUUCAGCGGCUGGUCAUCGGUGGAAAGGAGGAGUGUACAGAGAAACACUACGCCACAACACGAUGAAAACACAGAUGAUAGUGUGGGAGGAUACGAGCUACCGAUAUACAUCCCUGAUACUGGGGGGGUUGAGGUAUCAUUUGAGGGAAGUCAUGAGCAGCAACACAUCCACCACGGACACUCCCUUGCACCCUAUAUACCAGAACCAUAUAUACCAGAACCGACAUACUGGAUGCCUUACUUCGAUGACGACCUAGAUGACAAGCUUGGAUAUCUAGAAGCCGGCAACUUCUCCUACGGGUCCUUGGUAGAGGACAUCCUGUUCGCCGAUGAAAGCGAGAUCGAAAAGCGAAACGUCAUAACUGAUAAGCUCUCCCAAGCCGCCAACAAGGUUGCCGAGAAGACCGAAGAGCGGGCGAAGACGGUUGUCCAAGACGCCAAAAAGAACAUCGUCAAGACUGCUACCACGAUAUACGAGGUCGGCAAGAUUGUCGCUGAAGUUGGCAAAAAUAUCCUGACUGGCGAGCCCAACAAAUUCGAGAAGGACUUCGACAAGCUGCUCCUCCCUCUCACCGCUAAGGAAUGCGACAAUGCCAAGACUGCCGAUGAGAAGAAAAAGGUGGCAAAUGCCUGUAAGCCCAAGGGAGGCGUCAAGAUUGUCCAGAGCCCGUGGGGUGACGCGGUUCUGAUCAAGACGAUCGGUGAGCUCCCGUCCCCCCAGAACCUGCGGCCCUCGGGAAGUAAGAAACAGACAUCCUUGACCAAGGGCAAUUUCAUCAGCUUCUACUGUGUCAAGUGCGGCCUUACGGGAUCAUUGAAGACAAAGGGCAACAUCACCAUUGAAGUUACUAGAGGUAUCACCGAUGGUCACUUUGUCGCGGAAAUGAACUUCAACAUUGAUGUCGGUCUUGGUAUCCACGCCGAGUACUAUCGCGAAGCCACUUUCAGGAACAACUUUUAUGAUAUCCCUGUUACGCCGUUCACUGUAGGCUUUGCCAGUGUUGGUCCUGUCAUCUCAAUCGGCACCGAGCUCAAGUUCAGCCUUGCCGUUCAGUUUGGCGUGCUGGUUGGUCUGGAACUUGCUAUAACCACCUUCAACGGCUGCACGAAGUGCGAGGGGGCUGUUGGUGUCGAGACCGUUCCGUCAAUUAAGGCUGCCGCAGUAUUAGCGGUUCAAGCCAGCUACAAUGCCACGGAUAAGAGCUUUGAUGCUGGGUUAAAGGCUACUAAUAACUGUUCCGGAAUUUCCACUGCGCUUAGCGUCAAGAACGAUGUUAAUGCUUUUUACAACGGCUUUGGCCUCGUUAAGGGUAGCAUGAGUUUAUGGAAUGGUACCGACCAUAUCCUCGCUUCAAACAAAACCGACGGCACCAGCAAGGGCAGACUCGGACUCCAGAGCCGAUUGGAAAUCUCCGACGCCGCGUACACCCAGCUCAGGGGGCGAGCCUCGUACAACUCGACUAGCAAUAGCUCCCAGCUCUACGACCUGACGGAAUAUGUGAUCGAAGCUGAUGCAGACCUUGGGUUUCCCGGACUCCAACUUGCUGACAUCCCCUAUAAUAUCGACGAAAGCGAAUUCGAUGGCUACUGGUACAGCACCCUUAGCCUAAACGGUACUAAUGGAGAGUACACCCUUGCCGCAUGCGACGAUGGCAAUCUAUACAUCCAGAAAAACGGAACACAGAACUCGCUCCCAUACCACAGCACCUGCACAACGCUGUGGUCUGGAUACGAAGAUGUUGUUUUGGCGACGCCUAACAGCGGCGUCCUCCACUACUACAACAACACCAUGUCUAAGCUCGGUGUUAGUCGUCUCCGUACAGCUGACGAAACGGAGCUUCCAGCAACUGCUGCCUAUGUUGCGCUUGCUCCCUUCUACUACACCGAUGAUGAAAGCGAGAAUGCGCCAAGCAUGCUAGCAGCCACCGACACCAACAACGAGAUCUUCUUCCCAGCAAUCUGCACAUACAAGAACGCAUCAGCAGGCACCAAGGUUAUCACCAACGGUGAAGUCGACGACUGCUACGUGCUCUUCCUAGAGAUCACGGACCGCGUCGACGGCGACUGGGCCGACUACGACGAAGAUGCUGAGGAGGAGUACGAGAGCAAUGCUAUCCAGCUUGAAUUUGACGACUCCCUAGUCGACGCGGAGGGCGAAUUGACUCUGAACAGCAACGAUACGCUCCCGUACCAAGACGAAGAGGCUCUAAACAACUUCGAUGAGGUCUUUGCUGACGAUGACGAAGGGGACGCUGAGGAACGGGAUGAGGACUCGGAUUACCUCGACAGGUUCGGCGACUACUACGAUGUUAUCAAUAGUGAUGACGAAGGCAGCUCUUAA
Daldinia loculata is the source of this 3207-nucleotide messenger RNA. RefSeq lists its product as uncharacterized. The coding region runs from base 1 to 3207 and encodes 1068 amino acids. The transcript has 8 exons. The record is from RefSeq and is a predicted model, not a curated record. Lineage: Eukaryota; Fungi; Ascomycota; Sordariomycetes; Xylariales; Hypoxylaceae.